AUGAUCUCUAAAAUCCUCAGCGCAGGCCUCCUAGCUUCUGCCUUAGCUUAUCCAUCUCCACCAUCUGGCGGUGUUGGUGUCUCACCAAACGAUCCAGCACCAGUCUACUCACCUGAAACGGAUUUUGAUACCGAAUCCCUCGUUGUUGGUGUCAAUCAAGAAUGGCUUGAGCUGGAUCUCUUCCAUAACAUGCUUGCCACUUUUAGCGAAGAAGAAUUCGAUGCUGCCGGAAUCAAUGCCGAGCAACGUUAUUACAUUCAAGAAAUGGCAGAACAAGAAGUUGGACAUGCCAUUUUAAUUAAUAAUAUGUUGGCUGGCGCAGGUAAAACCAGCCAACAAUGCCAAUAUAAGUACCCAUACAAGUCUGUAAAAGAGGCAUUGUCAUUUGCCGAAUUUGUUACACGCUUUGGAGAAGCUGGUGUCUACGGAUUUUUGCCUCACUUGAAAAACCGUGCUGUUGCACAAAACCUACUUCAAUCCAUUACAACAGAAGCCAAGCAAGAAGUGGCAAUGGCUCAGAUGGAAGGCUACUUCCCUCAACCAUAUUGGUUCAAUAUGGGACUCACACAAGCCAUGACAUGGUCAUUGAUGGUUCCCUUCUUAGACCACUGUCCAGAAUCAAACCCAAAGGUUGCGUUCCCUGCAUUCCCACUUUUGGACGUAACGAAUGCAGCUAAGACAGUCGACGAAUCCAUUCCUUCUGGCGUAUCAAACAACUACACUCAUGUCGCACAACCAGGCAGACAACUUGAUCUCAAAUGGGCAGCACCAGGCCAAGAUGUCGGACCACCAGAGCAAGGUUACAAAACGGACAAGAACCCAGAUCUCGGUGAUCCAGCAUAUGCAGCAUUCAUUCACCAGCUUAAUGUCACGUAUACACCACUCGAAAAUGUAAACACUGAGGAAUUGACCGCGACAACUAUUCACCCAGAUUUCAAGAUGUUCAAUGAACCAAACGGUAUGGGUAUCAAUGGUACUGUAUUCUUAGCUAUCGUUGAUGAAGAAGUACCUGUCACACCAUACAACUUCUCAUUGCUUAAUGACCAUAUCCACGCAUUUGGUCCAUACUUCGCUGGUAUUUAA
Wallemia mellicola CBS 633.66 is the source of this 1083-nucleotide messenger RNA. RefSeq names its product Rds1 protein. The record is from RefSeq and is a predicted model, not a curated record. The transcript has 4 exons. Lineage: Eukaryota; Fungi; Basidiomycota; Wallemiomycetes; Wallemiales; Wallemiaceae. Bases 1 to 1083 code for a protein of 360 amino acids.